This is a messenger RNA of Akanthomyces muscarius, 501 nucleotides long. RefSeq lists its product as uncharacterized. The record is from RefSeq and is a predicted model, not a curated record. The transcript has a single exon. The coding region runs from base 1 to 501 and encodes 166 amino acids. Lineage: Eukaryota; Fungi; Ascomycota; Sordariomycetes; Hypocreales; Cordycipitaceae.
AUGUACAAGACCGUUCAGCCUCGACGACGGCGACAUAUCAGCCACACUCCAACUUGGCCGCGGACCCGAUCUUUCAACCAUGACGGCGCUGCCGACGAGGAAAGCAACACACACGAAGAGGGCAACCAUCUCCUCAACAGCAAAAUCGAACGCGGCCGGCGCGUACACCUGGUGGCGCUCCAAUGGUGGGCCGACGAAUACAAGUCCGCCAUCAUCUGCGGCCUCAGCAUCAUCAUCCUCUCCGUUGUGCUCUGGCACUACGACGGCAAGCUCGUUCCCCGUCUGUCACCCGGCCUCGAUCUAGAAAUGCUGGUGAUUGCCCUGGUCACGAUCAGCCGCGUCGCCAUAAGCAAUGUGGUCGAGGCCUGCAUCUCCCAGUGCGCGUGGAUCUGGAUCGCCAAGUCGCAUCAGCAGCGCACAAACACGGUCGCGCGGCUGGAGGACUUUAAGCUAUUUGACGAAGCCUCGCGAGGAUUUCUCGGAAGCGUUGCCCUCCUCUAG